This is a messenger RNA of Gorilla gorilla gorilla (western lowland gorilla), 1528 nucleotides long. It is a transcript of the gene DPH5, whose product is annotated as diphthamide biosynthesis 5. The record is from RefSeq and is a predicted model, not a curated record. The transcript is spliced from 8 exons. Bases 326 to 1183 code for a protein of 285 amino acids. Gene Ontology annotation, biological process: protein histidyl modification to diphthamide. Gene Ontology annotation, molecular function: diphthine synthase activity. NCBI's taxonomy places the organism in Eukaryota, Metazoa, Chordata, Mammalia, Primates, Hominidae.
CUCUCCCACGUGGCUCCUCUCAAGCGAAGAGCAACUGCACUUACCCAGGCUUAGGAAGCGGGUGUUUAAGCCAUGGGUUAGAGGGCUCGUGAGCACGCCCGAUCCUUUCCCUGAGGCUAUGAAACGGUGGCUCCACGGACUCCUCUCGGCCGACUGACCUUUCGCCGCCCUGCCCCAGCAGCCGGCGGGUUUCUACCAGUGGAGCCGGGGUCUGGUCUCCGCAGCCCAAUAGCCCGCUAGCCCGGCCCCCUCCCGCUAGUCGUAAAGUGCAGUAAAGGCACCAGCAUUUUGCGGCACCGUAGUCUCUCUUCUCCUUAAGUUUGAAAUGCUUUAUCUCAUCGGCUUGGGCCUGGGAGAUGCCAAGGACAUCACAGUCAAGGGCCUGGAAGUUGUUAGACGCUGCAGUCGAGUGUAUCUGGAAGCCUACACCUCAGUCCUGACUGUAGGGAAGGAAGCCUUGGAAGAGUUUUAUGGAAGAAAAUUGGUUGUUGCUGAUAGAGAAGAAGUGGAACAAGAAGCAGAUAAUAUUUUAAAGGAUGCUGAUAUCAGUGAUGUUGCAUUCCUUGUGGUUGGUGAUCCAUUUGGGGCUACAACACACAGUGAUCUUGUUCUAAGAGCAACAAAGCUGGGAAUUCCUUAUAGAGUUAUUCACAAUGCCUCCAUAAUGAAUGCUGUAGGCUGCUGUGGUUUACAGUUGUAUAAGUUUGGAGAGACAGUUUCUAUUGUUUUUUGGACAGACACUUGGAGACCAGAAAGCUUCUUUGACAAAGUGAAGAAGAACAGACAAAAUGGCAUGCACACAUUAUGUUUGCUAGACAUCAAAGUAAAGGAGCAGUCUUUGGAAAAUCUAAUCAAGGGAAGGAAGAUCUAUGAACCUCCACGGUAUAUGAGUGUAAACCAAGCAGCCCAGCAGCUUCUGGAGAUUGUUCAAAAUCAAAGAAUACGAGGAGAAGAACCAGCAGUUACCGAGGAGACACUUUGUGUUGGCUUAGCCAGGGUUGGAGCCGAUGACCAGAAAAUUGUAGCAGGCACUUUACGGCAAAUGUGUACUGUGGACUUGGGAGAACCAUUGCAUUCCUUGAUCAUCACAGGAGGCAGCAUACAUCCAAUGGAGAUGGAGAUGCUAAGUCUGUUUUCCAUACCAGAAAAUAGCUCAGAAUCUCAAAGCAUCAAUGGACUUUGAACAUAGAUAUUUACUAUUGUCUGAUGUAAAUUUCAGCCAUAUAUGGAUCGAUAUGGUUUGGCUGUAUCCCCACCCAAGUCUCAUCUUGAAUUUUAAUCCUCAUAAUUCCCAGGUGUUGUGGUAGGUAAUUGAAUCAUGGGGGCAGUUUCCCUCAUGCUAUUCUCAUGAUAGUGAGCUUUCAUGAGAUCUGAUGGUUUUAUAAGUGCCUGGCAUUUCCCCUACUGGCUCUCAUUCUCACUCUUGCCGCCCUGUGAAGAGUUGCCUUCCACCGUGAUUGUUAAGUUUCCUGAGGCCUUCCCAGCCAUGUGGAACUGUGAGUCGAAAAUUAAACCUCUUUUAUAAUUA